Saccostrea echinata is the source of this 918-nucleotide messenger RNA. RefSeq lists its product as uncharacterized. Bases 8 to 841 code for a protein of 277 amino acids. The transcript has 8 exons. The record is from RefSeq and is a predicted model, not a curated record. Gene Ontology annotation, cellular component: cytoplasm. Lineage: Eukaryota; Metazoa; Mollusca; Bivalvia; Ostreida; Ostreidae.
UGAAAAAAUGACGACAAGUUUAGACGAUCUUUUUAAUCAGAUCAUUCAUUCAGAGCUUCAUGCACAACAAAAGAAGAAGUACCAUCAUGACUUGAAAUGCAGGAUUCAGUCGACAUUAGCCAGAAAAGAUGGAUUACAGAAAAAAUACAAAGAGUUGCAAAGAGAAUUGAUAUGUAAAACAAAUUUGUUAAUUCAAGAGGAGGUGAAUUUAAAGUGUUUAGACCACAGGGAAAACAUUUUAAGAGACGAAAAGGCCUCUCUAGAGACGGAAAAAGAACGUAUCCAAAAAUGUCUGACAGACAUGCAGUUCAGAAAGACAGAGGCACUGGAAGGGUUUUGUCGUGGGGUGAGGGGCUUCAUACAGGAUUAUGGGUUACAGAGUGGGGGUCAUCAGCGGAGAAAAGAGGAACACAAGAAAGCAUUGGAAGAGGCAAAACAGACGGAAAUAAACCUAAGAGCAGAGUUAGAAGUCAUCGAAGAAAGACAUAAAACUUUAGAGGGGAUAGAAAAACAACUCAAUAAUGAACGGCAAAGUCAUCAAAAUCUUCAGAAAACGAAGGAAGAUCUGGACGAUGAAUUAAAGAAAUUACACGAGCAGACAGACAUUCUGACAGCCAAGAAAACAGAAUUAAACAUGGUUCCCCACACGGAUCCAGAGUUUUUAAGUUUGAGCAAGGACUUGGAAAUUGCCAAUGGAGAACGUUUAGAGGAAAAAUGUAUGGCUUUACAACAGGAACUUCAGCGACUACAACAGAUUUUGUGGCAGAAGCAAGUCAGAGAGCGAAAACGAUCGAUCGGUGGCGCCAUAUCAACAACAACCGCCCAAAGAAAAGCUGAUUAGAACAGAAGAAACAAGUACCAACAGAAUUACAGUGUCUAACUUCAGCACAGAAGAGGAUACCAAAAAAUAGAAUCAGC